AUGUUAUCAAGAUUCGUAUCAAGAGUUACACCAUUGGCCAGACAAUCAUUGGUUAAUGGUCAAAUGAACUACUCUAGUGGUUAUAUGGUUGACAAUACUACUAGUGUACCAAACUUUGAUAAAUAUAGAAAGCACUCUUCAGCCGCUGACCCAGAGGGACGUGGUUACACCUAUUUGGUAGUUGGAGCUGCUGCUUCAGGUCUUGCCGCUAUGGCCAAGAACACUGUUGUCUCUGCUCUUUCCACCAUGGCCCCAGGUCAAGAUAUUUUGGCUCUUUCAUCAAUUGAAAUCGACUUGUCAUCGAUUCCAGAAGCCACCGCCGUCACCUUGAAAUGGAGAGGCAAGCCACUCUUUAUUCGUCAUCGUUCGGCCGAUGAAAUCUCCCAAAGCCAAGCCGUCGACGUUUCUACUUUGGUCGAUCCACAAGCAGAUGUCAAGCGUGCCAAGGAUCCAGAAUGGAUCGUCCUCAUUGGUGUCUGCACCCAUCUUGGUUGCAUUCCAAUUGCCGGUGGUGGUGACUUUGGUGGAUGGUACUGUCCAUGCCACGGUUCUCAUUAUGAUAACGCUGGUCGUAUUCGUAAGGGUCCAGCCCCAGAAAAUCUUAUCAUCCCACCAUACAAGUUCUUGUCUCCAACCUCCAUCAUUGUUGGUGAUGAAUAA
Molecule: messenger RNA, 660 nt
Organism: Cavenderia fasciculata
Lineage: Eukaryota; Evosea; Eumycetozoa; Acytosteliales; Cavenderiaceae
Gene: ucr
Product: ubiquinol-cytochrome-c reductase subunit
Exons: 2
Coding region: 1-660 (219 amino acids)
Biological process (GO): mitochondrial electron transport, ubiquinol to cytochrome c
Cellular component (GO): membrane
Molecular function (GO): quinol-cytochrome-c reductase activity; 2 iron, 2 sulfur cluster binding
Source: RefSeq, a predicted model, not a curated record